AUGUCUCCCCACGGACCCUCACCACCCCCCGGACUGCGCCAUCGGGGUCCAGUUCGCGCCGCCACGGUGGCUCACUUAGAACCAUCCCAGGCGCAACGUCGCAACUCCAUUUUGUCGGAUACCGUCUCCGACGCCCGUCGUUCCCUACGCUCCUCGACUGACGAUCUCUUCCUUCCCCGCGCCCCCGCACGCAGUGAGCGCGUCGCGACCCCGGACGAGUCGCAUUGGCAAUCCUUCCCCCUGGGCUUGGCCUUGUUACCAGCGGUCGCGGGCCUCUUCUUCAAGGAUGGGAGUGCGAUCGUCACCGAUGUGACCCUGCUGGUGAUAGCUGCCAUCUUUCUGAACUGGUCCGUCAGGCUUCCAUGGGACUGGUAUCGCUCUGCACAGGCCACCCUUCAACAACGACAAGAUAAGUACUAUGACGUAGCAGAGGUCCCUCCGGAUGUCGACGGUCACGACACCACGGACAAAACCGGCGGCGACGAUGCCCAUUCUAGUAGUGUCGACAAGGACAAACGUCGCCAGAGAUCGUCGGACGCGGCAGCAGCCCGCAAAGAAUUGAUGAGACACGAACUCGCCGCUUUGGUCAUGUGCUUUGUCUUUCCGAUUGUCGGCACCUUGCUCUUACACACGAUUCGCUCCCAGCUCUCGCGCCCCUCCGAGGGCCUCGUCUCCAACUACAACUUGACCAUCUUCCUUUUGGCCUCGGAGAUCCGUCCGGCCUCCCACCUCUUGAAGAUGGUCCAAGCGCGCACGCUCCAUCUCCAGCGCAUCGUCCUCGACUCGGACGAAUUCGACGACCCAGACAGUGAGCGCAUCGAUGCGCACAAGAUCCUGGAUCUGACCAAACGGCUGGAAGAACUCGAGGCGCACGUCGCCGAAACCGCCGCGCAACGGUUGCGCUCUACCGCGGAAGGCGCUGACCACGCGGACACACCCUUGGACAUGGAAAAGCUGGUCACUCAGGCCAGUGUUGAAGUCCGCAAAACCAUCCAGCCCGACAUCGACGCCCUGAACCGCGCCGUCCGACGCUACGAGAAACGCACCGCCAUCUCGGGCUACCAGACGGACGGCCGGCUCCAAGCCGUCGAGCGACAUGUCAACGACGCGGUGUCGCUCGCGGCUGCGGCCCAUCGCCAGCCCCGAGGCUUCUUCCACGUCGUCUUUGACUCUCUGUGCGCCGCUGUCUUGGUCCCAGUGCAGUUCUUCCUGUCGUUGGCGUCUCUCCCCGCACGGCUGGUACGGCGUGUGUCGGGACUCCUUUCGUUUCCGACCCGCCUAGGAAAGCGUCCCCCAGGGAACAAGGGCAAGAGGAAGGCUUCUCCAGCUCAGGGAUCCCAGGUAAACUCGUCUUCUCGAUCACCAUCGUCCUCGAGGCGCACGAGGCGGGAUAGAUCAACCCAGGAGGGUGAUGUCGAGGGGAAGGCACUGAAACCGAUACGGGAGAAUGAUUGA
Aspergillus campestris IBT 28561 is the source of this 1455-nucleotide messenger RNA. RefSeq lists its product as uncharacterized. The transcript is spliced from 2 exons. Bases 1 to 1455 code for a protein of 484 amino acids. Lineage: Eukaryota; Fungi; Ascomycota; Eurotiomycetes; Eurotiales; Aspergillaceae. The record is from RefSeq and is a predicted model, not a curated record.